Stylophora pistillata is the source of this 2321-nucleotide messenger RNA. Its product is annotated as guanine nucleotide-binding protein G(o) subunit alpha. Gene Ontology annotation, cellular component: cytoplasm; heterotrimeric G-protein complex. Gene Ontology annotation, biological process: adenylate cyclase-modulating G protein-coupled receptor signaling pathway. Lineage: Eukaryota; Metazoa; Cnidaria; Anthozoa; Scleractinia; Pocilloporidae. Gene Ontology annotation, molecular function: GTPase activity; GTP binding; G protein-coupled receptor binding. The record is from RefSeq and is a predicted model, not a curated record.
AAGACUUACUAUUCGAGAUCCUCGUAUGAUGCCGAUGGCUGUAAGAUAGUUAAUGCGAAUAUGUGCAUUAUUUGGACGUGAAAGACCUAGCUGUCUAGGCCUUCCGCCGAAAUGGGUUGCACUUUGAGUGCAGAAGAUAGGGCAGCCCUUGCACGGAGCAGAGCCAUCGAUAAAAACUUGAAAGCGGAGAGUGUUCGCGCUGAAAGAGAAGUCAAGUUGUUGUUACUUGGUGCAGGAGAAUCGGGGAAAAGCACCAUAGUAAAGCAAAUGAAAAUCAUCCAUGAUCAUGGUUUUACAGCAGAGGACUACAGUCAAUAUAAGCCCCUGGUUUUUAGUAAUGCGAUCUACUCUCUGCUAAAAAUCAUUCGAGCGAUGGACAAACUGCGGAUAGACUUCGAAACAGACGAGAGACUAAUGGACGCCAAAAUGGUGUUCGAUGUGGUGGCCAGGGCGGACGAUCAGGAACCGUUCACGCCCGAGUUAACAGCAGCAAUGAAGCGGUUGUGGCAAGACGGAGGAAUAAAACAGUGUUUCCGGAGAUCUAGAGAAUAUCAACUGAACGACUCUGCGAGAUAUUAUUUAGAUGCAAUAGAAAGAAUUGGUGCAGAAAAUUAUGAACCCACAGCACAGGAUCUCUUACGGACAAGGGUGAAAACCACAGGCAUUGUUGAAAUCCAGUUUGAUUUCAAGAGGCUGCAUUUCAAAUUGUUUGAUGUAGGAGGGCAGAGAUCUGAGCGUAAAAAAUGGAUUCAUUGCUUUGAAGAUGUUACAGCUAUAAUAUACUGUGUCGCAUUGAGUGCAUACGACUUGACACUGCAAGAAGAUGAAACUACAAACCGAAUGGAAGAGAGUUUAAAACUGUUUGAGUCAAUAGUGAACAACAGAUGGUUCGUCGAAACUUCAGUUAUACUCUUCCUUAACAAAAAGGAUUUAUUUGAAGAAAAAAUAAUUACUUCUCCACUCACAAUAUGUUUUCCAGAUUAUUCAGGGCCAAACACAUAUGAAGCUGGCUGCCUCUACAUUAGGAAACAAUUUGAGGCCAAAAACUUGAACGAUGAAAAAGAAAUAUAUGUUCAUCUAACAUGUGCGACAGACACGGACAAUAUCACUUUUGUAUUUAAUGCAGUUACUGAUACAAUUAUUGCAAAUAACCUCAAAGGGUGUGGAUUAUACUAAACUGAUUAGUGUGGCGGUCAACUUCUUAAGAAUCAUGGCUACGGGAAAUACGUCGAAUGCUGGGACUCAGAAAGGAACAAUCAUUGUGUGAAUAUUGCAAAGAUGGUGGUAACUGCUGUGACAAGAGGAACUCAUAUUACACUUGAAAGAGAAUAACCUUCUUUAAAAAGAAUAAAGCAUUCACAAGACAACAGGAAAACAGUCGUGUUCCAACCUAGAAGACAACAAGCAUCUCGCAGGAUGAGAACUACUUUUGCAUCUGGAUUUUAAAAUUAUCUGCAAGUUCGUAUACAGUAGACUUCUACUUCUAUGAUAAUCUACGGUUCGUUUGUGAGAUGAAGUCAAAAACCCUCUUCCAACUGCGUCUCGUUACCGUACACACAAUGAAAAAAAAAUGACAAAAGAUAUGAAUUUUUUUUUUAUUUUUGAUUGAAAUUUUUAUUCAUGCCACAGUGCAUGCUGUAAAUUAAACAAAAAGUGCUUGACCACCUGCUUUUUAAACCCAUCCCCAAGAUCAAUGUAUUUCCAUUCUGGUUGGUGUUUGAUUUGGCUAAAGGCCUGACAAAAGUGGAAUAUUGAGAAUGAAAGUCAUCUAUGUAGGAUACAACAAUAGUUAUUACCACUAUAAUUAUUAUUAUCAUAGCUUGCACAUUUAACUUUGGUACCACUAAUUCAUUUUGGAACACAAUUUUGAGGCUCCCAUGAGAGUAAUAUAGACUGGAAAAAUAGAGAUUGUAUAGUACUCAAGUUGUCUUUGUGGUACCUUAACAUUCGUCUAAAUUAUGCUUUUUGCCUAUAAAAAGCAAUUACAUUGAUUUAUGUUCGUUGACUGUUGUUAAAGACUAGCCCAGGGACAAAAUGAGCUGCAACAGUACUGGGUGAAGAAAAUGUUCCAUGACAUUUCUUAAAUUAGCACCACAAGUCUACCAACUAUGGCAAUCAAAUUAAGUGAGUUAAACUCAGGAAGUAAUUUGGCAAGAAAUUUCAAAUUGUUUGACUACUUUGUAAGAUUGAUUUUAAAUAGCCAGCAUAUUACUGCCUUUGAAUUGUACGACACAUUGUCCAAUAACCAAUUAUCUAACAAUUAACUAGGUGUAAGAAACUCAUUUGUGGAAUAUUAGAAGAAAUUGAAACAUUUUAUAGCA